Neopsephotus bourkii (Bourke's parrot) is the source of this 927-nucleotide messenger RNA. RefSeq lists its product as uncharacterized. The annotation marks the transcript as partial. NCBI's taxonomy places the organism in Eukaryota, Metazoa, Chordata, Aves, Psittaciformes, Psittacidae. The record is from RefSeq and is a predicted model, not a curated record. The transcript has a single exon.
GUGUUUAUCAAGUGUGGGGCUUGGGCUAAGGUUCUUGUUUCAUUGUACUUUAUGGUAAUGACUUGUAAUACAGGCAGGCUCCGGCAGCAGGAUGGGACGGACACGGCCGUGGACUUGUACCUGGCCAUCCCACUGCUCUUCACCGUCCUGGCCCUCGUCCUCCCCUCCGUCUGCGUGAGGCUGCAGGGAGCCAAGGGGGAGCAGCUCCGGCAGCCGGCAGUGGCCAAAGCAGCUCGGGAAAGCGGCCCUGGGGACCAAGUGGUGGCGGGAGCAGGGCCGGAAGCCGGGAAGGAGGCAGCUGCUGAGCAGUGGGAGGAGGCAGCGGAGGAGCCGAGCCCUGUGGCGGGGCCCAGCCUGGCGGCGGCUGAGAACAUCCCCCAGCAGCCACCCCCUGAGCACUGUGAGCCCGAGACCCAGGAGGAUGUGGAGAGCAAAGUAUCACCUUUGGGAGCCUCAGCUGGGUCCAGCCUCGGGCACCUGGGACAAGUGGAGGAUGCAGGAGACCACACAGUAUUUCCCAGCAAGGCAGAGGAGGAAGAUCUGGACUCAGAAAAAGAGAAGCUGAUAUUGGGAGAACCAGCAAGCACAGCAGCUACACCAGUCCCAGUGACAAGUGCAGCAGCAUCAUUUGAGAGUUCUGAAGAUUUUGAAUGGCCUUUGGGUACCCUUGGGUCCUGCCUGCUGAUUGUGAUGGGGAUCAGCAUGUUGGCAUGCAUGCAGAGUGUGUUUUGCCCACAACCAUUUAAUCUGAUUUCAAGAGUUAAGCAGAGGCAGGUUUGGGUCUUGUCUGGGGUUAGACGACGAUAUGGGAGGACCAAGAGAUUUUUCCCAAGGCUGGACAGUCAUGAGUGGCAGGGUGUGUGGGACAGUAUGGGCAAGUAUCUAGUCCACUGGGCCCCUCCAGUGCUUUGGAAGCGUCAGAGAUGG